Lotus japonicus is the source of this 2281-nucleotide messenger RNA. RefSeq lists its product as uncharacterized. The record is from RefSeq and is a predicted model, not a curated record. The transcript is spliced from 7 exons. Gene Ontology annotation, molecular function: protein binding. NCBI's taxonomy places the organism in Eukaryota, Viridiplantae, Streptophyta, Magnoliopsida, Fabales, Fabaceae. The coding region runs from base 195 to 2003 and encodes 602 amino acids.
UAUCUAACUAUUUGACUAAUGGUAUGGACCAAAAUGCAAGUUUGUUUCAUAGAUUUGUGUCCAUGAAAUGAAACCAGAGUCGAAACAACAUUUUCAAAAAAGAAGGCCGUAAUGAGCAGACUACAACAACAAGCUCACUGACGACGACGAAGUCAUCUUCAUCCUCUUAAUCUUCCCUCUUCGGUCUCUUUUCAAUGGUUGAAGAGAGUGAAGCAGAAGAAAACCCCUUGGUUGUAUCGGUGCCAAUACAAGAUAUAGAUGAGGAAUUUUGGAGGUUGAAUUCACUUCCAAUGUCUAGAAGAUCAUUCAUAGAAAAUGGCAAUCCAUCCACUACCAUUUUAGAUGACACUAACGUUCAAGUUGUAAUAUCAUCCGAUCGGGUUUCCAGUUCCACACAAAGCCAGAAGCCAUAUCCAGGGGAAGCUACUCUCAACGCAGAGUUGGAAGAGUGUUUCUUAAAACAAGAGCUGUGUUCACAUGCACUCCAAAAUUUGUGGCAACUAGCAAGAUCCAUUUUUGAAGAGUUUCCUGAUCUGGUACGCAUUCCAUUGACUGAUAGUGGAGAUACAGCUCUUCAUGUUGCAGUGAGCGCAAAAAGCACUUUGUUUGUGAAAAAGCUGGUUGAGUUAGCACACAUGACCCCGGAAGACAUGGAAAUACUGAAUGCAGAAGGCAACACUGCGUUUUGCAUGGCUGCAAUUGCAGGGAAUAGUGAAUUAUUACAAAUUAUGAUUAAAAAGAAUGAAAAGUUGCCAGUGGUUUCUGGGCAUGAUGGGAUGCUUCCAGUUCACGUGGCUACUUUAGGUUGCUACCAUGAAACUGUUCAAGAUCUAUCCUCUGACAGGCUCCUUCAUUACAUGGAUUUCAAGGAUAUCAAGAGAUUAUUUUUCAUGGCCAUUAGUAGCUACAUGUAUGAUGUGGCAACGAAAUUAGUCGAGAAAUAUCCAAAGCCUUUGAGCAUUGCAAGAGAUGAUGAAGAGAAUCUAACAGCUUUGCAUAUGCUGGCGCGAAAGCCUUUAGAAGAAUUUUACAUGCAAGAUAACAACUAUGAAGAAGGUUCAUCAAGACAAGGUCAUCAACUGAGAUUGCUGCGGAAGUUAUGGGCACAAGUUAGACAAUUAGAAUACAAAAAUAGAUUGGAGUUGAUAAUUGAACCUUCAGUAGUACUGUUUGAUGCAGUAAAAUCAGGAAAUGUUGAUGUUGUGAAACAGCUUCUUUACAUGAACCGUGAACUGUUGAUUAUAAAGGACCCAAAAAAUGGACAAAGCUUACUGCACAUUGCUGUUUUAUUUCGACAAAAUAGCAUCUUUGACUUCAUACUUAGUAUGGGGAAUGCAAACCUUAUAAUACGAGCCGUGGAUAAAGAUCGUAACAAUGUUCUACACCUUGCUGCACGUCAACUAGAAGAAGCAUCAUUAAAUCUCAGACCAGACAUUCGAAUGCGAAGUGAGGUGGCGUGGUUUAAGGGAGUGGAGCAGAGAGUUCCUCCUGAGCUAAUGACGAUGAGAAACAAACAUGGCAAGACACCAAAUGAUAUGUUUUAUGCAAAUCAUAAAAGGCUAUCUGACGAAGUUAAAGAUACAGCGAAAGGAGUAUCCAACUCUGGUAUGGUUGUGGCAACACUUAUUGUUGCUGUUUCUUUUGCUGCAGCUCUGACUACUCCAGGUGAUAAGACAAAUGCUUGGUUUACUGUAUUCAUCAUGGCAAAUGCAGUUGCAUUAUUCACUUCGUCUUUAUCUCUUGUCUCUUUCUUGUCAAUAUUCACUUCAUCAAGAUUCAGAGAAAGAGACUUCAUCAUCUCACUAUAUCCAAGCUUGAAAAUUGGGAAAAUGUUGCUGCUUAUCUCUGUGGUCACUAUGGUCAUAGCUUUUGCUGCAGCUUCCUUCUUGAUUUUUGAUCGCGUACAUAAGUGGACUGCAUAUGUAGUGGCUUCAUUAGGGCUUUUCACAAUAAUUAUGUUUUUAGUCUUAAUUUUAUACAUAAGCGGAGUGACUGCAAAUUAGUUGUGAAAAGCUGUUAUUUAGCUAGGAAAUAGCUCUGUCGCUACUUGCAGCUAAUUGGCAAGCAUUUCACAGCCAAUUACCUGAUAUUUCAUUACACCACCAAUCCUCAAUAUAUGAUCAUGUAUCCAGUGAGUUACUAGCUAGGAACACUGGCAGGUGGAAUGAAUUCUGUGAAUAGUCUAUUCACUAAUAAUCAUGUUUUGUAAUUUAUGCUUGUGAAAUAAUCAAGGUUGUCCUUGAAUUUGUGACUAUUGUGUAUAAAAUAUAUUUUGAGUGUA